AUGGAUGACUUUGAACAUAUCCGUAUGACAUAUAAGUCUCUGAAACAAAUUACAGGCGACUUCAGCACUGUGAUCGGAAGAGGCCCGUUUGGAGUGGUUUACGAGGGACAAGGUAGUGGCACCCAGGAACUUGCCGUGAAGGUUCUUGACUCCUCUGCCGGAGUUGGUGGCCAGGAGGAUCUUGACAGAUUUGUAAGGGUCCUUGCUAAGGUUUUCAACAAAUGGAGGACAAGGCUGCAAGCAAUACCAGGGUACACAACACUCGAUACAGACUGCCAACAAGUGAAAACAUGCAUUGAGAUUGCAUUAGAAUGCAUAGCGGAAGAAAGAAAUAAAAGGCCUACUAUAGGGGACAUCGUGGAACAGCUAAAUCUGACAGAGAAAAUGGAAGCAGUGAGAAACUUGAGAACAUUUGCACCAUACAUAAUGCAGUCCAAAUUGCCGCAUUUGAAAUUUGCUUUUCUGGUGCAGUAUUGA
Molecule: messenger RNA, 477 nt
Organism: Miscanthus lutarioriparius
Lineage: Eukaryota; Viridiplantae; Streptophyta; Magnoliopsida; Poales; Poaceae
Source: the annotation of a GenBank genome assembly